Protopolystoma xenopodis is the source of this 774-nucleotide messenger RNA. NCBI's taxonomy places the organism in Eukaryota, Metazoa, Platyhelminthes, Monogenea, Polystomatidea, Polystomatidae. The record is from the annotation of a GenBank genome assembly.
AUGGCCUUUACUCUGAGUGUCCCUCCCACUUUGCCAAUCAGCGGCCUCAGCCGGCACCUCAUUCAGCAUGAGCCUCGUACCCUCGAUGAUGAUCCCGACUUGACAACCUGUCUCAUCAGUGCCACCUCGCUAGCCAGCUCGUCUUCAGAGGCCUCGCUGGCCAUCCCUGGCCUUGGAGCCAAUAGGGGUCAGCAGACCAGUCGGCAACUGGCCGGAAUGACUCGCAACUUCCUUGAUCCGCCGACUCUUCAGGUGAAGGCACCAAGUAGUCCGGUUAUUGCCGCCGUACUGCCCGCCUCUCCUGGGUAUCGCAACCGAUCUCCAAACUCUUCGAAAUCCUCCUCAUCUUCAUGUUCAUCGUCUUCAUCCUCUUCUCCACUUUCUUCGACCUCCUGUCUACUGCCUAAUCUCACGCCCCGGCAACCCAGACUCAGGCCCGGUGAUUCCUAUUCAAGGGGCACCGAGGACCGAGCGUCAGAAUCCGAACCCAACCAUCUGGGCGCUAAGCCGCCGCUCGGCAGAUCACAGAAUACAAGACCAACUGGUUGUCCAGACGUAGAGAUGCCUAGAUCAGCCACCGCUUGCUCGCCUUGCUCCCUCUCCCUUACUCAAGAAAAUGAACAUGGGUCCUGUCCGGAGACGGAACCUAACCGACUGGAGACCCAAUGGAGAGAAACGUCAAGGCUGCUAAAUACAGGUCUCUUGCAGUCCUCAGCGGACAUUGGUGAGAUUGUCUUUCUUAUGAGCUCUCUACCCAUUUUAAAUGAGCCAUGA